UUUGUUUAUUAGGUACGAUAAUAAUUUACAAUUAGUUGGAAAACCCACUAAGUUCAGUCUACCUACUCAAUGUGAGUUCAGCAGUACUGUACGAGAACCUAUUAGCUGUACCUGAAACAGCAUGGUAUUUAAACAAUUUCUAUUUUAUUUUCUAUCACAGUCCCCCUCAACAACUUUAUCUGAGAUAUUCAUAGUACAUAAUUCUUCAACAACCACUAAUAAUAUCAUCAUCAUGGACCAAAUCUGGGAAACCAAAUCAUCUUCAUCCAGCUCAUCUUCGGGUUUGUUCUCCAACACGACCAGCUCCUCACCAGCGCUAUCUCCAUCAUCGGACGAUGGAUCAUCACCGUUGGGCUUCCUCUCCCUUCAAAACAGCAUUCUAGCCAAAGAGCUAGAGAAGCUUCCGACCACCUUCAUGCUGAACGUCCUGGAGGAGAUGUCCCACCAACCCGAGCUGGUGCACCUUCAGCUGGAAGUGCUCUCCAAUCCGGUGAAUGUCAGUAAAAUUUUGCACACGGAACCGUGUGGACGGGAGAAGAUGCUCAAGUUCUUCCUCAUAUUGGAGAAAUCGAACGCCGGAUUUGUUUGGAAUCUGACGGAACAAUACCAAGCUGUGAUGGCUUUGUUGCCGAAUCUUCCGGAUGGCCAUCUGCUUGGGUUUAGUAACAAUCUUGAAUUGGGCAGCUUUUUGGUUGAGACCGGUUGGUACGCGGAAGCUAGUGUAAUUCUGAGCCUCGCUAGAAGACAAGCCGGUAGCAGACCGUUGGAGCUGUUGAAGACCCUUCGAGUCGCGUUGGUUGCCGAGAGCCUGGCGAGUCGUUACGAGGAGGCUAGCCAAACAAUUGCCGACAUUGCCGCCCUCAUCAAACACGCCAAGAACGUCCCGAUGACGUUGACGGCUGGUCUUCACCACAGUUUGUCCGUGUGCUUCUUCGAGGAGAGUGACUUCGAGGGAAGCUACCAGCAUGGAGUGAUGGCACUGCAGCUGCUCGACGACAGCAUCAACUGUUCGUACGAGACGAUCGUGGGAACGUUCCGUCAGCUUGCGAAAACCUGCCUCGCCAUGAAACGACCUGGACAGGCAAGACUCCUCAUAACGCAAGCAGUCAGUUGGUCUCGGCAUCACUUUGGAGCUGUCAGCGUACCGUACGCCGAAGCCUUGGAGGACUUUGCCUUCUACCUGUUGGCGGUAAACGCGUACCGGGACUGCUUGAAGAUCGAGUCGGAAGUUAAGGACGUCUACUUUAACCUGUUUGGCCAUCUGUGUUUGCAACCGGAACUAGCACAAGGUAACUUGGCUUUCAGGUUGUAUCUGGAGAGUUACGGGUACAAGAACAUCGGAUCGAUAGAUCAGUACAUGGACUACGUGCUGGAUCUGGACAGAGGGCGCAGCGAACGGCGGAACGGAACCGACGAUCGGCAGAUGUUGGCCAUCAAGCGGAUUCCGGCGAUGAUGGCGGUGACCAACGCGGCGCACGAGGAGAUGUUGACUAGCAAAGAAUUUGAAGAGGCAUUGGAGAGCAUUCGAGCUCCACCGUUGAUGUUGGACGAUGUUAGGAAGUUGUUUUUUACAAAAUUCGCAUAAGUUGUGUUUAGUUGUUGAUUGAUGUAGCAAUAAAGGUUA
Molecule: messenger RNA, 1624 nt
Organism: Culex pipiens pallens (northern house mosquito)
Lineage: Eukaryota; Metazoa; Arthropoda; Insecta; Diptera; Culicidae
Exons: 1
Coding region: 122-1585 (487 amino acids)
Biological process (GO): intracellular protein transport
Molecular function (GO): protein binding
Source: RefSeq, a predicted model, not a curated record